CAGUCAUCAGUUCGUCCCUUCGAUCCUAUCUACCGCCUUCUCGAGCGAGGAGCGACGUCCCCAUCCGUCCCACUCCCACCUUCUGGAGUUCUGGUCGUGCUCGUGCCCCCACCGGCGCACCGCGAGGAGAGCUUCGCAAUCCGCCGCGGCUUGUCUCGUCUCUCGCCAGGAAUCCCCGCGCCGGCUGCGGAAUUUCGCGGCCGGAGCAGCUCGUGAAAAAAAUGGCCUCCACGGCGUCGUGCGCCCGAUCCUAUGUGCUUGUUUCAUGACUCUGAUGUUGUUCCUUCGGUUGAACAGCAUCCAUGGUAGGUACAGGACUUCUGGGUUGCCUUGUGAUACUUCGCUUCUACCGACUGCUACGUCAAACAGUUUAAGGACAAUCAGAUCCAUUCGCUUGGAAAAUACCCACCAAUUCAGAAACCUUCAUGUAUCUUAUGCUGGGGGUGAUUCAUCAGAGAAUGUUAUUAUAAAUGGGAAGGCCAAUCCAUCUAAUUCAGUUCAAGCAGAUGUUGCUGCACUUGGGACCAUUGCAGCUGAUAUGGCUCCUGUUGUUGAUGGGUUUUCUGCUGAUGAUGAUGAGCUUGACCUAGACAGCCCGACAGAGGGUUUCUCAUCUAUACCUGAAGCUAUUGAUGACAUUCGUCAAGGAAAAUACGUCAUUGUUGUGGAUGAUGAAGACAGAGAGAAUGAAGGUGAUCUUAUAAUGGCAGCAUCAAAGGUCACACCUGAAGCUAUGGCUUUUAUAGUGAGGCAUGGCACUGGGAUUGUUUGUGUCAGCAUGAAAGAAGAGGAUCUGGAAAGGCUACAACUUCCUCUUAUGGUGACGGCAAAGGAAAAUGAAGAGAAACUGCGAACUGCCUUCACUGUUUCAGUAGAUGCCAAAGAGGGAACAACAACUGGGGUUUCAGCUAAGGACCGGGCAAACACAAUACUAGCACUUGCAUCUCCUAAUUCCAAGCCUGAGGACUUCAACCGGCCAGGACAUAUUUUUCCUCUUAAAUAUAGAGAAGGUGGUGUGCUGAAAAGGGCUGGACAUACUGAAGCAUCAGUGGAUCUUGCUAUGUUGGCUGGGUUACCUCCUGUUGCAGUUCUUUGUGAAAUUGUUGAUGAUGAUGAUGGCUCCAUGGCUUUAUUACCGAAACUGCAACAAUUUGCUAAGAGGGAGAACCUGAAGAUAAUAUCAAUCGCAGAUCUGAUAAGAUAUAGGAGGAAGAGAGACAGAUUGGUAGAAUGUGUUUGUGUUACACCUUUGCAGUUGCAAUGGGGAUCGUUUAAAGCCUAUUGCUAUAGAUCUCUUAUUGAUGGGAUGGAACACAUUGCCAUGGUGAAGGGUGAUGUUGGCGAUGGCCAGGAUAUCCUAGUAAGAGUGCAUUCGGAGUGCCUAACUGGUGACAUAUUUGGGUCUGCGAGAUGCGACUGUGGGAAUCAACUUGCUCUGGCAAUGACCAUGAUUGAGAAAACUGGCCGGGGUGUAGUAGUUUAUCUUCGUGGUCAUGAAGGCAGGGGCAUUGGGCUGGGUCACAAGCUUCGGGCUUACAACUUACAGGAUGAUGGGCGGGAUACUGUUGAGGCUAACUUGGAGCUAGGACUGCCUGCUGACUCCCGGGAGUAUGGUAUAGGUGCACAGAUACUACGCGACCUUGGUGUCAGGACUAUGCGGCUGAUGACUAAUAACCCUGCGAAAUACACUGGACUCAAGGGUUAUGGUUUAAGUGUCCUGGGCAGAGUGCCGUUGCUUACACCGAUAACCAAUGAGAAUCGGCGCUAUAUGGAAACGAAGCGACUAAAGAUGGGGCAUGUUUAUGGAACCCGCCCUAGUGGUCAUACAAGUGGCAGUUGCAUGACUGAUGAUGGCGCGAAAGAGGAGGGCGGGCAAGAGCAAACUCCAGAAGCUUAACUGCAUAUAUCCGUGUUACUUCUGGCAGUAAAUAGAAUCCCCAAUUCCAUUGCAAUAUCUUUUAUCCUUCGCUGCUGCUCAAGUUUUGGUCUCGCAAGUCCUGUCAGUGUUGUUGAGGUUGAUACCCAAACUACACCGUGGUUUGAGGAACUGGUGCAAGCAUUCUCAUGGAAAGUAAAGUAAAGGAUAUGCUCUCUUCGAUUCUUUGAUGCUUUUAUUUAUUUAUUUUGGAGACAGUUGACGUAUUCAGCUGUUGGACGUUUGUAUGAGCGUAGUGACAUUGUGUACCAUACUGUUGUGUUCUGAAAUGAACUUCGAUGACUGCAGUAUUUGGCACGGACAUUUUCGGUUCAACGUUUA
Panicum hallii is the source of this 2257-nucleotide messenger RNA. Its product is annotated as probable bifunctional riboflavin biosynthesis protein RIBA 1, chloroplastic. Gene Ontology annotation, molecular function: 3,4-dihydroxy-2-butanone-4-phosphate synthase activity; GTP cyclohydrolase II activity. Lineage: Eukaryota; Viridiplantae; Streptophyta; Magnoliopsida; Poales; Poaceae. The transcript is spliced from 7 exons. Gene Ontology annotation, biological process: riboflavin biosynthetic process. The coding region runs from base 266 to 1897 and encodes 543 amino acids. The record is from RefSeq and is a predicted model, not a curated record. Gene Ontology annotation, cellular component: chloroplast.